This is a messenger RNA of Benincasa hispida (wax gourd), 1370 nucleotides long. RefSeq names its product RHOMBOID-like protein 2. NCBI's taxonomy places the organism in Eukaryota, Viridiplantae, Streptophyta, Magnoliopsida, Cucurbitales, Cucurbitaceae. Gene Ontology annotation, biological process: proteolysis. The record is from RefSeq and is a predicted model, not a curated record. Gene Ontology annotation, molecular function: serine-type endopeptidase activity. Gene Ontology annotation, cellular component: membrane.
GUUCCACCACCUGAACCACCGCCUGCUGCAUAUAUAGAGAAAGAACGAACCAAAUUCCUCAAUCAAUUUAGAAAAGUACAAAUACCCAUUAGAAAUUUGUUCAAGAAAAAACCCUUCAAUUUCCAUCUCCAUCAUUGAGAAACCUAAGCUUUACUAUAGUGAAACAGAGAAACAACAGAGGGGACGAUGUCGAAUCAAGAUCUUGAACGAGGAGCGGCUAAGAAUCCACCCAAUACUAACCCAAAUGGCAACUAUUCAACUUCUCCUUACUACAUAGAGACUUCUGAGAAGCAAUGGACGCCAUGGUUGGUUCCUAUGUUUGUUGUGGCUAAUAUUGCUAUGUUCAUUGUGGUCAUGUACGUCAAUGAUUGCCCCAAUUCCAAUCUCGGUUUUAGAGAUAAGUGUGUGGCUGGUUUUCUUGGGCGAUUUUCGUUUCAGCCUCUCAAGGAGAAUCCACUGUUGGGACCUUCUUCCAAUACAUUGGUGAAAUUGGGAGCUUUGAAGUGGGAUAAGGUUGUUCAUGAGCAUCAAGGAUGGAGACUUUUCUCCUGUAUCUGGUUGCAUGCUGGAAUCAUUCAUCUUCUUGCUAAUAUGUUGAGUUUGGUUCUGAUUGGGAUCCGCCUGGAGCAGCAAUUUGGAUUUGUGCGUAUUGGGAUAAUAUAUCUCGUGGCUGGAGUUGGUGGGAGUGUAAUGUCUUCCCUGUUCAUCCAAAACAAUAUUUCUGUUGGUGCUUCUGGUGCUCUCUUUGGACUUCUGGGAGCUAUGCUAUCCGAGCUUUUGACGAACUGGACGAUUUAUACCAAUAAGGCUGCUGCACUCUUCACCCUCAUCGUCAUCGUUGUUAUUAACUUGGCAGUUGGAAUUCUACCUCAUGUCGACAACUUUGCCCACAUUGGAGGAUUCUUAACAGGGUUCCUUCUCGGGUUCGUGUUGCUUGUCCGUCCACAGUUCAAGUGGACAGAGCGCCACUAUCUCCCACCUGAUGCUCAACGUGUACCUAAGUAUAAAACUUAUCAGUAUAUUCUCUGGCUUGCUGCUGCAAUUCUACUAGUUGCUGGCCUUACUGUGGGCAUGGUGAUGCUGUUCAGAGGAGAGAAUGGAAACAAGCACUGCAGCUGGUGCCAUUACUUAAGUUGUGUGCCAACCUCAAGAUGGGACUGUGGAAAUUAAUCACUUUUGGUUUAUGUGUACAUAGUUACACUUCUAAACUUCACUUUUUAGUCUCUCAGGUUUUAGUUUGCUUUUGGCUCCAUGUAUAUGAAUAGUUUAUGAGGUUUUUUUAUAUAUUCUUUUCCCGCUUUGUCUUUACAAUUGUUUGCAGCAGAGAUCGUAUUCUAUUUCAGAUUAAUAUGAUUGAUUAUUUCCUCUGA